This is a messenger RNA of Acaulospora colombiana, 1404 nucleotides long. The record is from the annotation of a GenBank genome assembly. NCBI's taxonomy places the organism in Eukaryota, Fungi, Glomeromycota, Glomeromycetes, Diversisporales, Acaulosporaceae.
AUGAGUUCGCUGUGUUUACUGUUUACCCUGUUAAAUGUGAUUUUUUGCAUUCUGACAUUAUCGGUUAAUGGACAAAGUGCUAAUGACUCUACGACAAAUGAAUCCUACUUCAUAAUUGGAUAUACAGUUCCUUUUCAAUGUAAUCUAAUCAAUGUCGUAAAUCCUCCUCCGAUGGAUUCACCUUUAAGGGGUCGCAUACGUGUUUGGCCGGAGGAGUAUUCGAAACUUGAUAAUGCUUCGUGGAUAGCCUAUGUUAAUUGCGAUGUACCCCAAAGUACCAUGAGUUACAUUUAUUCGGCACAAGGAAAUCAUUCAAGUGCUAUAGUCUUAUAUUCGAAUUCCAACGAUUCAUGUGAUACCUCGUCAAUAAAUAUAAGAUAUAUGUCCGCACCACUAUUUUUGGGAACAAAUAAAACAUGUCAAGAUAGCAUCCUUACAAAUGAAUCCCUUGGACUGUUUGCAUUUAUAGAGUUCGUCGUCGACAACAAUAACAGUAGCUAUCCGAACAACUCAACCGAUAUCAAUGGAAGCACAGUGAUAGCGGCCACUUAUCAAACUGCUAUGGUCAUAUUAUAUUCUGUAUCCGGGAUCGUGCUGGGUUUGUUUUUCAUAAUAGUUGUUGUGAACAUCAUAAAAAAUAGGCUUCGUCCUUCAUCACAGUCAGCUGGCGAAGGCAACAGCAAUUCCGGAAAUGGGAUUGCCAAAUCGGUGUUGGAUAGUUUUCCGGUUUACCUGUUCUCUCUGGGCAACAAUGGUGGUGAUAAAACCUCCGAGGAUGCCAAAACAGGAGAUGCCUCUGAUGAACCGGUGUUGGAAUCGUUGAAAGUUAUUGAUGAGAAAACAUUGGAAUCGACGGAAGAAAUCAAAUUGUCAGAUCAAACUCCUUCAGAGAAUAAAGAAGAGGAGGUUGACGUCACCAUAGAUGGGUCUGCAGAUGAUGCUGUCGAUGUCUCUAAUAAUCAUCAGACGAAGGAUUCUCAGUUGAAUCGAACGACACUUCUUCCUUCGGCAAUCUCAUCAGUUUUCAAUAAGGUCACGGACGAACAACUAACCUGUCCAAUCUGUUUGGGUGAUUUCGAGUCUGGUGAAGAGUUAAGAAUCCUUCCGUGUCAUCACCAAUAUCACACUGUAUGCAUCGAUCCAUGGCUCCUAAACACCUCUCCACUAUGUCCAAUGUGUAAAACAGAUUAUACAUCUUGGGAUAAAGAAUUACCAUCCUCGCAUCAAGAAGAAGGGUCAAUCUCCUCAUCUUUAUAUUCUGGUGGAAUCGCCAGUGAUGAGCAGCCACAAACUCGAAUCAAUAAUAGUAAUGAUUCAUCACAUAUGUUGGAGGUGAAGGAAUGUCAGGGCGACAGCGGCCACAAGAAAAUGACAAUACUACCGAUGACGAUGCAGCCAGGGUGA